Drosophila suzukii is the source of this 2889-nucleotide messenger RNA. It is a transcript of the gene Dmtn, whose product is annotated as transmembrane and coiled-coil domain 2 protein Dmtn. Gene Ontology annotation, cellular component: endomembrane system. The record is from RefSeq and is a predicted model, not a curated record. Lineage: Eukaryota; Metazoa; Arthropoda; Insecta; Diptera; Drosophilidae.
UGUUUUCUCCACCUACUAGCGGUUGGUUGUGUGUCGGUUGAAACAGAAGAGGCGUCAAACAAAAAGUAAAGUGCAGCAACUGGCAGACAAGUUGAAAGGGCACUCAUUUAAAUGUAAGAAGCGACCAAUGGUUAAAAUCAAACAUCGCUGAUUGACCAGCCGACCAACAAUAUUUUUCGCGAGGUGCGCAGAGCGAAAGGAAAAGCAAAGAGGAAAAUCUAAUACACAAAAAGUGAAGAGCCAAAUUGUUGUUAACAGAGUGUGUGCGUGUUGUGUGCAAUAGUUGUUGUUUUGUUGGUGAGAGAGAAAAUCGGAAAAAGGGCGUCGCAGUUUGAAAAUUGAUGUGUGCAUAAAAAUCAAGCUGCAGCAGCCAAAAAAAGGGAGAAGAGAGAGGCAGAGAGCGUGAAAAGCGGAUAGAGAGAGAGGAAGAGAGCGGGUGGCUGCACCUAAAUAACUGUUGUUGCAAAGCCAGCGAAAUCGUGGUCAUUGAAUGGCAGCCUGCAAUAAUGGAUUCCACGCCUAAUGCGGCCCCUCAUCCCAACCAGAAUCGGGACUUCCUAACCCUGCAGUCCCUGCGUCACUCCCGCGGCUCCAGCUCGAAUCUGCGCGCCAGUCGCUCGCCCUCUGCCAGCCGAAGCACCGAGCAAAUGUCCCGGGAGCGAGCCAGCGAGGCAGCGGCAGCCACUCAGACAGCGGCGGCGACAGCGGGAGGAGCGAGUGGCCCAUCCUCCGGAGGAUCGGCGGCAGGACCUGUAUCAGCGACGACCACGGCGGCCGGAGGGGCGACUUCCGGGUCCGGAGCAGCCUCCGCGAACACGAACAGCAAUUCCUCGGCCUCCUCCAGCACAGUGGCAGCUGCACAGGCGGCUGUCUACAGCGGCGGCAACACGGUGACCGGAAGUUUGGGCAGCGGCGGGGUGGUGGCUCGUGGCUUCCGCAGCCACAGUCCCACCCACCGGCGGCGGAGUCGCGAACGCCAGCGACGCACCCAUGGCUCCGACCAGGGCGGUCUGCUGGCCUACAGCGGUCUCGUUGGCGUCAACGACAUGACGGACUUCUUGGGCCCACAACAAGGAGGAGGAGGCGGUGGCGGUGGCGGAAGCGCCGGCACCGGCAGCGGUCUGGAGGACUCCCGUCUGUCCGGUACCGAGGACUACUACUCCUCAUUCGUCUCCGACGAGUUCGACAGCAGCAAAAAGGUCCAUCGCCGCUGCCACGAGCGCAGCUCCAGCGUCCAGGCCAUCGACCGAUUGAACACGAAAAUCCAAUGCACCAAGGAGUCCAUCCGACAGGAGCAAACUGCCAGAGAUGAUAAUGUAAAUGAAUAUCUGAAGCUGGCAGCCAGCGCAGACAAGCAGCAGCUGCAGCGUAUCAAGGCUGUCUUUGAGAAAAAGAACCAGAAGAGCGCACACAAUAUCUCGCAGCUACAGAAAAAGCUGGACAACUACACAAAGCGGGCCAAGGACCUGCAGAAUCACCAGUUCCAGACGAAGAGCCAGCACCGUCAGCCGCGCGAGGUCCUGCGGGAUGUGGGCCAAGGCCUGCGCAAUGUGGGGGGCAACAUCCGCGAUGGCAUCACCGGAUUCUCCGGAUCCGUGAUGUCCAAGCCGCGGGAGUUUGCGCACCUGAUCAAGAACAAGUUUGGCAGCGCCGACAACAUCAAUCAGAUGAGCGAGGCCGAGCUGCAGAACAUGCAGUCCGCGAAUGCCGACGUCUUGGGCAGCGAGCGACUGCAGCAGGUGCCGGGAGCAGGAACCUCCACGGGGUCCGGUGGCGGCGGUCAGAACAACAACACUGGCGGAGCGGGCAGCGGUACGGGAAAAUUCAACAGUGACAAUGGCAGCGAGUGCAGCAGCGUGACCAGCGAAAGUAUACCAGGGGGCUCUGGCAAAAGCCAGUCGGGAGCCAGCCAAUACCACAUAGUGCUCAAGACGCUGCUGACAGAGCUGGCUGAGCGAAAGGCCGAGAACGAGAAACUCAAGGAGCGCAUCGAACGUCUGGAGACGGGCCAAAAGGAAUUCAACAACCUGACCGCCACCCUCGAAAGUGAACGCUAUCGUGCCGAGGGACUCGAGGAGCAAAUCAAUGACUUGACGGAAUUACAUCAGAAUGAAAUUGAGAAUCUGAAGCAAACGAUUGCCGACAUGGAGGAGAAAGUACAAUACCAAAGCGAUGAAAGACUACGUGACGUCAACGAAGUGCUCGAAAACUGUCAAACGAGGAUAUCGAAAAUGGAGCACAUGUCGCAGCAACAAUAUGUCACCGUCGAGGGCAUUGAUAAUUCCAAUGCACGGGCUUUGGUUGUGAAACUCAUCAAUGUGGUAUUAACGAUAUUGCAAGUGGUUCUCCUGCUUGUGGCCACGGCUGCAGGCAUCAUAAUGCCUUUUCUCAAAACGAGGGUUCGCGUUCUCACAACAUUUCUGUCUAUUUGUUUCGUCAUCUUUGUGAUACGACAGUGGCCGGAUGUUCAGGACAUUGGGUCCGGGCUGGUGCGGCAUCUCAAGCAAUCACUGGUGGUCAAGUGAACUGGUUCGGGCUCUCAUCUACCGAGUAUUUCAUACGUUUAUUAGUUAGCCUAAGUUCUAAAGUGCAUAUUUGUAUAUAGCUUAUCGAUAACGAUUAUACCAAUUAUUUUUAACUGAAAUUGUAUCAAUUAUCAACACGAACACACACUCUCGAGAAACUGUACAAAACAUUCAUACGCAUACAACUUACCAUAAACCUAAUCAUCACACCACAUUCUCGCAUCAAAUCUAGCAAAAUUGAUUUAAACUAUGUAAUAACUUGAAAAUGCUGACAUGUCUCCGUGCAUUACUCAACUAUAUUUGAACAUACAUAAUUUAUGUAUAACCUAUAUAAAAUAUUUACAUUACUAUAAAACAAUUGAAA